AUGGCGUUUUUGUGGGACAAAUAUGUGCCUUCCAGUGGAGAAAAAGAGGUUUGGUGUGCGGUGAUUGCACUUGAGAGACACAGCUUUGAAGAGAUGUGUGGAGAAGUGGAGUGGCUUGAUGUUGUGCUUACUGUCCCUUUGUCUUAUGAAUUCGUGUCAGCUCUUGUUGCUACCUACAAAAUGUGGUCAAAGUCAAAACCCUUAAAGUUUCCUUUGAGUCCAAGUUUUAUCGGUUGUUCAGUGUUGUGCCGAGAGAAGAAGAUGAUGUCGACGAAGAAACCCUCGCAAAAUAAUCCAGCUCUGUCAUUGCUUUCACUCCCCGAUGAUUUGCUAUUGAGCUGCUUCGCACGUAUCUCGAGAUUGUACUACCCAAUUCUCUCCUUAGUAUCCAAGAGGUUUCGCUCAAUUCUUUCUUCACCGGAGCUUUACGAGACCCUAUCAUUCUUAGGACGCACCGAGAGUGUUCUUUAUGUGUGCUUUCAAUUCAAUCCUGGCCCUAACACACGUUGGUUCACUCUCUGCCGCAAACCUGAGCAAACCCUUAGCAAGAAGAAGAAGAAGAAGAAGUCAAGUGGGUAUGUUUUGGCUGCACUCCCGACUCUCAAUUCUCCUCCUGCGCACUCGACGACCUUCGUGGUCGUUGGUGGCUCGAGGGUCCAAGUAUGCAGGUGGACUAAUGUCCUUGAUGACAAGAUAUAUGUAGCAGGAGGCUCUGAUGACUACGAUGCCUCCAAUUGGAUGGAGGUUUUCGAUCCAAAAACCCAAACUUGGGAGACUAAGUUUAACACUCUGAGGGAGAGAUGUGGACGACAUGUAUGGAAGAGUGCGGUGAUUGACGAUGAGAUCUAUAUGUAUAGGAAUUGGGGUGUGGCUUACAAGCCAAAGGAAGAUAGAUGGAAAGCUUUAGAUAUGGGCGUUUUGAAAGGAGGAUGGGUAGAGGAUUCAUAUUGCGUGAUAGAUAACAUACUAUAUUGUUAUCAUGCUCUCUCUGGAAUGAUAUGGUACGACUCUAAACAAAGAAAUUGGAAACCUUUGAGGGGUUUGAAAGUACUGUCUAAGUGUAGUGGUGAUGCUUAUUUGGCGAGUCAUGGUGGAAAGAUGGCGGUUGUUUGGAACAAUAAUAUGACUUUUAGUUACAGUGAAGACAAGAAGAUUUGGUGUGCUGUGAUUGCGCUUUAA
Camelina sativa (false flax) is the source of this 1179-nucleotide messenger RNA. Lineage: Eukaryota; Viridiplantae; Streptophyta; Magnoliopsida; Brassicales; Brassicaceae. The record is from RefSeq and is a predicted model, not a curated record.